Molecule: messenger RNA, 1365 nt
Organism: Sporothrix schenckii 1099-18
Lineage: Eukaryota; Fungi; Ascomycota; Sordariomycetes; Ophiostomatales; Ophiostomataceae
Exons: 2
Coding region: 1-1365 (454 amino acids)
Biological process (GO): positive regulation of catalytic activity
Cellular component (GO): fungal-type vacuole; cell periphery
Source: RefSeq, a predicted model, not a curated record
AUGGCUCCAGGGACUCAUAACCACGCGCCGUCCGACCCACGACAUAGACGCAGCGGGGCGACCCGGGACCAUAUUGACGAAAACAAUGACCGUGAGCGAAAUGACGACAACCCGGUGAUGAGCGGAGCCGCUGCAGGCGGCCACCGGGCAGUAGACGGCGCGGCACACACAGCAGACACGGCGGGCAAGGCGAUAACAGGCAAAGAAGAGAACCAUGACCGGGGCAUAGGGCAUCGCUUGUCUCAUCUGUUCCAGAGCAAAGAAGGCCGUAAAUGGGACCAUCUUCGGUCUUCGGAACCAGUUAUCGUGCCUCAGUUUCAUGUCGUCAACGGCCCUAUAAAUUACGGCCAGAGUGAGGACGCAGACGAGCCCUACAGAGACAGUAUGAGGCAGCCAAGGGUGGAGAGGAUUCACAGCGAUGGAACGAUCCAGGUAGGGAGAGAAGAGCUCGAAGCAGAUGUCAUCGCGGCGGAGGCUGCGUCCUUGACCCCACCAACAGCGGCGGCAGCAGCUUUACGGCCCGCCUCGACCGCAGCCACACCAUCGGCCACGGCUUCGGGCGCGUCGCCACACGCCAUACCGACACCACAGAAACAGUCGUCAACGACAAGGACCAGACAUGCGUGGUGGUACAACCCUGAGACGCAAUGGCGCAGCUUCAUCGAGUCGUCGCGCUACCCACACUCGCCGAAUGAGAAGUCGGAAGUCAUAGACGAUGAGGAGAUGGCCCGGCUCAACCCUGACUUUGGCUACAACGUUCACCUGCCGCCUAAGGUUGGCGACGGUGACGGGCACUUCCACCACAACAACCGCCGAUCCAAGUACUCGGACAAAGCGUUUUAUGUGCGAAUCUGGCAGACGCUGCUGCACCACCCACUGGGACCGCUCGCCUGCCGUCUGGUCGUUCUGUCCACAUCCCUGGUUGCUCUUAUCAUCGCCAUCACCAUCUUCAAGCGCGAGCGGCUCGGGCGUUUAUUCGGCGAAGGCGACCGGACAAGUACAGACUUUAACAGUGUGUGGCUGGCGAACAUGCAGCAAGAACGAAACCAGAUCAUCGUCGCGAUCGUCGUUGACGUCGUGGCCAUCCCAUACAUUGGAUACAUUACCUUUGAUGACUAUACGGGCAAGCCGCUGGGCCUGCGUCCCCCACAGGCGCGUAUCCGACUCAUUCUUACCGACUUGUUCUUUAUCAUAUUCAAGUCGGCGAGUACGGCACUCGGGUUCGAAGCCAUGGUCUUUUUUAACACCACAUCCAGCCAGGGCCUGCUCAGGGCACUGGGUGCCUUCGAGCUGAUUGGACUAGUGUCGUGGGCUCUGACUCUUACAAUAAAUAUCUUCCGAGAGAUAGAGAGACUUGGUGGAUAA